This is a messenger RNA of Acaulospora colombiana, 772 nucleotides long. NCBI's taxonomy places the organism in Eukaryota, Fungi, Glomeromycota, Glomeromycetes, Diversisporales, Acaulosporaceae. The record is from the annotation of a GenBank genome assembly.
UCUAAACGCCCAAAAGUGGAACGGAUCUAUGCUGGCCGUCAUCUGGUGGCGUGCCAGUGCUGGCAGUGACGAAAAGUGCAACGGCACUGAGGAUGAGGUUAGCAGAGGUGCACUCGGCGGUAGGAGUCUGCACCUCCUCACCGGAGAUCUACGAAAGAGAGAAGCAUUAUGGGGUGUGUUCACCCUGGACCUCGGUUGGUCGAACCGGGUUACGACCUCCUCUACGCACACAUACGCCCGGAUACUUUGCCGAAACGCAUCGAGCUACCGAGACGAUCCUGACACCGUUUGGCGAGGGCACGGUGGAAGAGCGCAAGAGAGGACUCUCGACGACAAUCUACUACCUCCUCACGCCCGACCAGCCCAACAACUAUAUCCACAUGAACAAUCCUCCCCGGGUGGAGAGGGUGAUACUCGGCCCACACGCAUCGCGGGGAGAGGUGCGGCAGUUGUACGUGUCGACGGGGUGGUGGUGCCCGGAUUCGAAUGGGUGGACCAUCAGUGGAUGCGGCAGACGGAUUUGGAUGCGUUGUAUCCGACAGAGAGUGGGCAUAGCAGUGAGGAUGAAGAGGAGAAGUGCUGCUGCUCUCGCAGGCUGACUCGACGCUACUCGUCGACUACGCCGCGCCUAGUGUCGGUGGUCAAUGGUGUCCCCGAUCAGCAACAAGGAGCGUCGAGCAGAGUCAACUGCGGGAUUGAUGCGGAAGCGAGGCGUCGAAGCAAAGAGACGGCUGGGCCUUGCUUUGUCCAAGGGCCAACGGGCGCAAACUGA